Messenger RNA from Salpingoeca rosetta, 1270 nucleotides. RefSeq lists its product as uncharacterized. NCBI's taxonomy places the organism in Eukaryota, Choanoflagellata, Craspedida, Salpingoecidae. Bases 1 to 1170 code for a protein of 389 amino acids. Gene Ontology annotation, biological process: translation. Gene Ontology annotation, cellular component: cytosolic large ribosomal subunit; ribosome. Gene Ontology annotation, molecular function: structural constituent of ribosome. The record is from RefSeq and is a predicted model, not a curated record. The transcript is spliced from 9 exons.
AUGUCCUCGGCUCUGCAGUGGAAGAUUGUGCGGAAGUUCAACAAGUUCCAGCAUGUCAACUCCAGCGGCGAUGGCCGUGUCUUCUCCAAGGAGCCCACCAACCUGAAGAACAUCAACUCCCCACGCUUCUCUGGCAUUGUCAACGCCAAGGCCAUUGGUCUCAAGGCUGGUCCCAAGGGCGGUGCCAUUGUCAUCACCAAGACAAAGAAGGCUGCUGUCUGCCCCAAGAAGGGCUUCCAGGGCGUCGCCCUCCGCCGUGGCGCUCGCCCCACCAACCGCGCUGUUGCCAACGUUGCCCGCUGCCUGAGGCCUGACCUCAAGCGUGCUGCUGUUGCCCGCGCGUCGGCCCUCAUCCUCGCCUCCAAGCCCAAGUCCGGGUCUAAGAAGUCCCGCUCUGGCCGCAAGUCCCGCAAGUCCCGCAACGAGGCAAAGAACGCUGAGGUGUGCGAAAAGCUUGUCAAUUUGGCAACAGCUGCAAAACGUUACGAAUCCAAGCAAGAGAUGGCCAAGUUGCAACGACUGCAAGCGCAAACACAGCAAGUGUUUCACGACACGCAAGCGUCCGUGCCUCCAUGGUUCACCAUGCCCAAGCCCACUGUGGGAGCAGAGGUACAAUCGCUGCCGAUUGAUGCUGCGUGGCACGGCUUUGCAACACACAUGUCCUCCGCAUGUGUCACCGCCAUGGAGCUCUUCUGCAGAGACCGCCGCCAGCACGACGCACCCACCGCCCAGUUCCUCGAGCGCAUGCGCCACCACACUUCCCGACGAGCAGCUGCAGCGGCGGCAGCGGCGGCAGCUCGGCACGCCCCACAAUACCAACGAUCACAUCCACAGGCACAAGCACAUCCACAGACACACCUCCGUCCACGCCCGCAUCCACACCGGCAUGUGUGCGCACCAGCACCAGCACAACAACCACAGAUUCAAACACAACCGCAGCCUCAUGUGAGGAGGGCAGUCUACCAGCGCGACAAUGCCGGCAUCUCCUCCGUACAGCAACCGCACGGGCAAGCAUAUCCACAGACCCAGCCGUUUCAGACCAACUUGGAGCUGCCGCCUGGUGACUACGACGUUGUGUUCUCGGAUCGUGAUACGGGACAAAAGCAAGCAUACCGCCUCAUCAUGGGGCCCAACGAGCGCACAACCCUCGCGCUGUCCCGUCCAAGAUAACACAACACAACGCACUCACUCACUCAUGCGAAGCCCAGUGUUGUUUUGCUGCCCACCACGCAAGUCAUGUCAACGUUCAUCAUACACGAUCCGCCACCAG